Messenger RNA from Xenia sp. Carnegie-2017, 1929 nucleotides. Its product is annotated as dipeptidyl peptidase 2-like. Lineage: Eukaryota; Metazoa; Cnidaria; Anthozoa; Malacalcyonacea; Xeniidae. Gene Ontology annotation, biological process: proteolysis. The record is from RefSeq and is a predicted model, not a curated record. Gene Ontology annotation, molecular function: serine-type exopeptidase activity; dipeptidyl-peptidase activity.
AUUGGUCGAGAGCUAUGAUCUCGCCUCGGCCGCCCGUGGCCGUUUUUUUAGUUCUUUUCACAAAUGACGUUAUACCCGUGUAUCAACUGAACAGGCAACGGUUAAAUGUAAUCUAUUUGUUAAUUUAAGCCUCGGCUCAAUUAAACAGGCAAUGAAGACACCGUAAACUGGAGCAGAGGCUGCAAAGCGAAGAGGCAUAGGCGAUGUAAAUAAUGACGUCAUCAGCCACCCAUUGGGUUGAAGUUAUACGAGCUACGUUUUCUGGUGAUAUAAUACCAUAUUAUUUUAGUUGAACGCGUUUCGGUUAAACAAUAAGCUCUUAAAUUGCGUUGUCUUGGCUAAAAUUGACUUCACUUCUCAUUGAAAGUGCAAUUAUGGGUUCCUAUUUACUGAUAGUAACCUUUGUGAUGGGAUUGUGUGUUAAUUGCGGUGCUUUACACUAUAAUAUAGCAACGUUUAGUCAGGUUGUUGAUCAUUUUAAUUGGAAUAUCAAUUUGACGUUUGAGCAGCGAUACCUGUAUUCAAAUGUGUACUGGCAUGCUGAUGGACCGUUUGUGGUUUACACUGGUAACGAAGGUAACGUUGAAGGCUACUGGGAAAACACGGGAUUUGCCUUUGAAAUCGCUAAGCAGUUAAAUGGAUACAUCCUUUUCAUAGAGCACAGGUAUUACGGACAUUCUCUACCUUUCGGCCAAAAGUCUUUUGAUCAUGACAAAAUUGGUUAUUUAUCGAUAGAGCAGGCUAUUGCGGACUAUGCUGUAGUGAUACAACACAUUAAGAAAAAGCUGGGAGCUACAGAAAAUGCCGUGAUUGCUUUGGGUGGAAGUUAUGGUGGAAUGCUAAGUGCUUAUUUACGAUUUAAAUAUCCUAAUGUUGUGGACGCAGCUUUGGCAGCAGCUCCCAUAUACCUCGCAGCAGGUUUAGCAAAUAACCAUUCAUUUUGGGAGGUGGUGACCGCUGACUUUAAGGCUGCGAACGAGCAAUGUCCUAGUAGAGUACAGACUGCUUUUUUGGAAUUGAAAAAACUUCGCGAUUCUGGUCAAUUGGUGGAGAUUUCAAAGAAAUUUCGACUUUGCUCCAACUUGGUUUCUGACAAGCAAGUUGACUAUCUCAUUGGUUGGAUAAGAAAUGCGUUUGCAAGCAUGUGCAUGGGUGAUUAUCCAUACUCCGCUUCUUUCUUUGGAAAUCUCCCAGCAAAUCCAGUUAAUGUUUCCGCCAAUCUCAUCAUGCAAGCGGAAGAUGCUCUCGAAGGACUAGUCCUUGGUACUGGACUCUUCUACAACAGCACAAAUAACAAUACUUUAUCAUGUUUUGAUCCAUUUACAGAGUAUUACUUUUGUUCUGAUCCGACGGGUUGUGGAUUGGGUCCAAACAGUUUGUCAUGGGACUACCAGGCUUGUACAGAGAUACUCCUUUCUAGCGGUACGAAUAAUAUCACGGAUAUGUUUACACCGUUACCUUGGACACUAGACAUGAGAGCAGAGUAUUGUUUAAAGACAUGGGGUAUCAGGCAAAGACCUGGUUGGUUCGCCACUUCACUGUGGGGGAAUUCUAUCCAAUCUGCAUCUAACAUUAUUUUUUCAAAUGGUGAGCUUGAUCCAUGGAAAAACGGUGGAGUUUUAGAGUCUCUCUCGGAUACAAUUAUUGCUUUAUUGAUAGACGGUGCAGCGCAUCAUCUUGACUUGAGAUCAGCCAACCCGAAAGAUCCUCCGGCUGUUGUUGCUGCAAGAGAAGCUGAGCUGUUUUUCUUGAAGAAAUGGAUUUCAAGCGCAAGAGAAAAUCAUAAAAUAACAUAAACGUUCCGUGUUUUUGUUGAGCGAAUAGUUAAAAAAACAACUAUCGUGAUCUUUGGUCUGAUUUAUUCGUAUUAUUACAAGUUUAACACAGCAUUUUGUAGAAUUUUAAUAAAUUAAUACUAAAUCUGUCGAA